Messenger RNA from Plectropomus leopardus (leopard coralgrouper), 1707 nucleotides. The record is from RefSeq and is a predicted model, not a curated record. NCBI's taxonomy places the organism in Eukaryota, Metazoa, Chordata, Actinopteri, Perciformes, Serranidae.
AUGAAUUCGGUGGAUGGAGGAGGAGAAGCGGGCCCGGACGGCCUGGCGACGGCAGGUUCUGGUAAAGCAGAGUGUGUCCGCGCGGUCGACGUCCUGACGGUGCUCAGAGAGAAAGUGGCCUUCGUGUCAGGUGGACGGGACAAACGCGGUGGACCAAUCCUGACCUUCCCUGCCAGGACCAAUCAUGAUCGAAUAAAACAAGAAGACCUCAGCCGAUUGGUCACUUACCUGGCGACCAUACCGAGUGAGGAUGUGCGUGCUCGUGGCUUCACGGUGGUGGUUGACAUGCGCGGCAGUAAGUGGGACAGCGUGAAACCAGUUCUACGGACACUGCAGGAGUCGUUUUCCUCCAACAUCCACACAGCGCUGCUCAUCAAACCGGACACCUUCUGGCAGAAACACAAGACCAACCUGGGCAGCGCCAAACUCAGCUUUGAGACCAGCCUGGUGUCGGUGGAGGGUCUGUCCCGGCUCGUCGAUCCCUCCCAGCUGACCUCUGACCUCGGUGGCUCGUUGGAGUAUGACCAUGUCGAGUGGACUGAACUGCGUCUGGGUCUGGAGGAGUUCACGGGGGCCGCCACGCAGCUGCUGGCCCAGCUGGAGCAGCUGGAGGCCGGGCUGAACCGCAUACCGGAGCCCCAGGAUGUGGACGAGGCCCGCAAACUUCUCGAGGAACACGGCCGUCUCCGUAACACGAUCGCCACAGCACCAGUCGACGCCCUCGAGCGAGAGGGACGGAGCUUGCUCCAGCGCAUGCGCCUGGGCCCCUCCCACGGUGACACCUCUACCGAAGGCGGCGGCGGUGGUGGCAGUCACGGCAGCUGGCUGUCGGGCGGAGCAGACUUCCAGAGUGUUGCGCCGAAGGUUUCGUCUUUGCUGGACCGGCUCCAGGGGGCUCGCAGUCACCUGCUGCAGAGCUGGGGCGACAGGAAGCUCCACCUGGACCAGGCGCUGCAGCUGCACCUGUUUGAGCAGGACGCCACCAAGAUGUCGGAGUGGAUCGCACACAGUAAAGAGUUAUUCGUGCAGAGUCUGGCGGAGGUCGGGCAGAACCACCAGCACGCCCUCGACCUCCAGACACAACACCAGCACUUUACGGCCAAUUGCAUGAACGGCAGCGUGAACGUAGACAGCGUGGUCACAGUGGCGGCGAGGCUGGCAGAGGCCGGUCACUAUGGGGCGGAGCGCAUCGCCUUGGUGUCGUCGCGGUUGCAGGAAGACUGGAAGUCCCUGACGAUGGCUCUGGAGGAACGCAGCAACACACUUGCCAUGGCAACCUGCUUCCACCAGGGGGCGGAGCAGUUCCUGCUCAAAGUGGAGGGUUGGGUUCAGGCGUGCUCUGAGGGGGCGUUGCCGUCGGCGACAGCAGAGCUGGAAGCUGCAACAAAGAAACACCAGGAGCUGAACGAGGAGAUUUCUGCCAACUACACGCAGGUCAGCGAGAGCGGGAAAGCCUUGUUGGACGUCCUCCAGCGCUGCCCAGCAGCCGACUCCGACGACUCUGCGACCAAACCAGACUUCACUGCUGCCACGCACGGCAUCAUGGGAGUUCUGCACCAGGUCAUGCAGGGUCAACAUGAGGUGGAGGGGGCGUGGCAGCAUCGUAAGCUCCGCCUCCACCAGCGCCUGCAGCUGUGUGUGUUUCAACAGGAUGUCAGACAGGUGUUGGACUGGGUGGAGCAGCACGGUGAGGUUUUCCUGAACAAA